AUGGCUGCGCCUCGCUCAUCUUCCCUGCGUGCUCUCCGCCACCUCACCCAGCAGCCCAUUGCUGCCCCCAUGACCCGCCGUGGUCUACACAUCACUGGCGUCCAGUCGGCUCAACCGGCUAACCCCGCUGACAAGGCCUCGUUGUACGCCGCACGCACUCUCCCAGAGCUCAAGUCGGAGUGCCAAAGACGCUCGAUCCGUGCUGCUGGCAGCAAGUCCGAGCUGAUUGAGCGUCUCUCCAACCAUGAUGUCCUGCAAUCCCGUGCAUUCAGCAUUGCCAUGCGCCGUAUUAACAGCAAUGCCUUUGCCGACCAACCAACCCGCCAAUUCAACACUUCCCGUGCCUCCAAGGCUAUCGGUGACUCAUCUACUGUCGACUUCAUCUACAUGCCUUCGAUGGCCGAGCUCGAUGCCGCCCCCGUCCACACCCACCCCCGCGUCCCGGUCCUUCCCGACCUGUUCUCGCACCACGAGUCCUCCACUCCCUCCGCCCCACCCAUGAAGCCUCAGAUCUACACUGUUUCCGGCGGCGACGUCAGCGCCGCCUCCCCCAUGAGUGAGGUCGUCGACAAUCACGCCGUCGAUCUUGAUCCCUUCUCGCUUACCGAGGCUGUUGGCCGCUCGCGGAUCGGCGAGGAACUGCAGCGCCGCCAGAAUGGCUCAUCCAAAGAGCCCGGUGUUGUGCGUGAGCUCUGGUCUGGCUUCUUGGACGAUGUCCUCGGUCCCAAACAGGCUGCGUCGUUGCACAAGUAG
This is a messenger RNA of Penicillium macrosclerotiorum, 753 nucleotides long. Its product is annotated as SAP domain-containing protein. The transcript is spliced from 3 exons. The record is from RefSeq and is a predicted model, not a curated record. NCBI's taxonomy places the organism in Eukaryota, Fungi, Ascomycota, Eurotiomycetes, Eurotiales, Aspergillaceae. Bases 1 to 753 code for a protein of 250 amino acids.